Messenger RNA from Paraglomus occultum, 1122 nucleotides. The record is from the annotation of a GenBank genome assembly. Lineage: Eukaryota; Fungi; Glomeromycota; Glomeromycetes; Paraglomerales; Paraglomeraceae.
AUGGUCUCAAGCCCGCACUCGAAUUCGCAUUCUUCCCCCCCGCGAGUCCUCCUCAUCGCCCUCGAUGGCCUUGGACGUUCUCCCUUGACUUACUCCGCUCACACUCCAUUUCUCUCUUCUCUUCUCUCGAAGGGUAUAUCUUUCCCCAGUGCACAUGCUGUAUACCCAACCGACAGUGCCCCUAAUUGGGGUUCCAUUCUUCACGGAGUUCUGCCAGAAAAACAUGGGUUGACUAAUGGAGACGUUGAGAGCGGGAAGGAGUUUGAUGAGAAUAGCAUGUAUCCGAGUUUGUUUAAAAUACUAGUUAGGAGAGACGAAAAGGAAAUUAGCGUGAGGAAGAAAAAUGAAAAAUAUAGACAUAAAAUUGUUAUUGACAACUGCAGAUAUGGUAACAAGAAGACAAUGAUGACCAACAAGGAUAAAGUUACCAGGAACGCGUCCAAGUUUAUCACUAAACCAUUUAUCUGUGCAUCAAACUCGAGACACCCUGUUUGUGAUGAACCUAUAAAAUAUGCUUCGUUUGUCGCGUGGGCUCCAAUAAACACUGGCAUAAUAGAGCGUUCGAUUCCAGGCGCAUUCUACUCUCCCAAGUCAGAAUCUCUCUGCGCGCGUAUCAGACUUUAUGUGAAACAUUACAUUCUAAAAUCGCCCUCAUACGAUACGUACGUCUUACAACGGGUAUUAUCCUUUCUAUCUUCGCCAGAUUCGAAAGAUAUCGAGCUGUUGCUUGUUCAUUUUGUUGACGUCGAUGAGCAAGGUCAUCUCUACGGGUUCGGAUCAGAGAAGUAUUUGAAACAAUUGAGGAUAUUGGACGGACAGGUUAGAACGUUAUUUGAUGAGUUGGAGAAAGAUAAAUGGUUGGAAAAGAUGACAGUAGUUAUCACUACUGACCAUGGAGGGACGGGGACAUCACAUGGUGAACAUAGUAAAGACGAGAUGGGGUCUUUCGUUGUGGUGUGUGGAAGGGGUAUUCAGAAUAAGGAUAUACGAUCGCAUGAAGAUGAGAAAACGUCUAAAGAGGAUGUUAGGAAUAUGGAUUGUGCGGCUAUUGUGUUGGCUGCUCUAGGCGUAGAUGUGCCCGACUGGUUUGACGCAAGGAUACCUAAAGGAAUAUUUGAAUGA